GAAUUUCCCCAACAUGGCGGACACGUGCGAAGUUCCACCGGUGGCUCUCGAAAGUGAUGAAUUUAACGCUGAUGCUGAGAAGACGAUGGAUUCUGCAGACAUGGGUGAACCGCAGCCUGAUUUCAUAGACGAAGAAAUAAAGAAACAGCGUCAAGAAGCAGAACAAGGUCAGGCAGAGGACAUACCAACUCAGGAAGACUCAGACGGAGACAUCGAGAUGCUGCCAGGAGGCAGAAAGCGACCAUUUCCAGAUCAGCUAGAUGGUGGGGGGAAGAAGAAAAAGAGGAAGAAGACAUCGGGUCCUCCUCUCCCCAAAAACGCCUUGAUGCAACUUAAUGAAAUCAAGCCUGGGCUACAGUACAAAGUGAUGUCGCAGAGCGGCCCUGUGCAUGCACCCACUUUCAUUAUCUCUGUGGAGGUGAACGGACAGGCAUUUGAAGGUGUCGGGAACACUAAAAAGAGGGCCAAGCUCAAUGCUGCAGAGAAAGCCCUUCGGUCGUUUGUCCAGUUUCCCAAUGCAUCAGAGGCAAUGCAGGCCAUGGGAAAGCAAAUGGUGACCAAUGCAGAUUUUACGUCAGAUGCAGCAGAAAAUGCUGAUCUCAUCUUCAAUAGUUUUGAGUCCAACCAGCAGCAUGGGGACAACCAGAACGGCAACGGAACACAGGUAGCUCUAAAUAUAGAUGGCGCUAUGCACCCAGCCCCUGCCUCGCUAAAUGGGUCUGGGCUGCCAAAGCCUAUCCCUCCCCAGCCUUCUGGGAAAAAUCCCGUCAUGAUUCUUAACGAGCAGCGGCCAGGACUGAAAUAUGAGUUUGUCUCUGAAAUGGGAGAGAGCCACGCUAAGAGCUUCACUAUGGAAGUGACGGUGGACGGAGAGACUUUUCAGGGUUCGGGGAGAAACAAAAAAGUUGCCAAGGCGCAUGCGGCUCAGGCCGCCCUCAGCAAGAUCUUCAACUUGGAAAUCUCCCAGGCUCCAGGUAGAGCUACAGCACAGGCAUUCUUCACACCAGGGGGCUCUGUUCUCACUCAUUUCAGCUUUUGUCACUCUGUCUGGCAUCUUUUCUCUGUUGGUUCUUGUUUUGUUUGUUGA
Messenger RNA from Lingula anatina, 1087 nucleotides. RefSeq names its product double-stranded RNA-specific editase 1. Gene Ontology annotation, biological process: RNA processing; adenosine to inosine editing. Gene Ontology annotation, molecular function: tRNA-specific adenosine deaminase activity; double-stranded RNA adenosine deaminase activity; adenosine deaminase activity. Lineage: Eukaryota; Metazoa; Brachiopoda; Lingulata; Lingulida; Lingulidae. Gene Ontology annotation, cellular component: nucleolus; cytoplasm. The record is from RefSeq and is a predicted model, not a curated record.